AUUACUGUUCUCAUUAGUUACCACUAUAUUAGUGCUGUUGGCGACGCGGAUCUCAUCUAAGCGAUGGAGGAGAGGCUCGUGAGAGAUUGAGAAAGAAGAGAGCAGCAGUGAGAAAGAGAGAGAGAUAGAGAAGGAACGCCGGCUAGUCUCUUGUGUCCUCUGCUAUGUUGUUCUCGCCGUUUAAUUAGCGUGGAAGAAAGAGGGUCACGACGAUAUUUGGAGGAGGGUUCGAAGAACCGGGGAUGGUGAUGGAGGAAUGCGGAGCUCCUGAGAUCUAAAGCUGGGAUUUUUCUUGUCCUCCCUCCCGUUCCCAUGAUAAAGAUUCCUCCUUGAAUCUACUCAUGCCGUUGGUUUUGCGUUCCCGUGAGAUCUGAACCAACGUUGGCGACGCGAUCUUGCGCACUUUACUGAACCCGAACUGAGUUGGGGCAGGGAAGAAGACGAUGUCGAGACCGCUCUACCGUGGUUUUUCCAGUGGCGGAAGGGGCAGUGGCUGCGCCGGCCUUGACUCGUUUGAUGUGAGCUAUCAAACAAAGGAAUUGGGGGAGAAUGGGUUCGGCUACGAGCUCAUGAACCCUGCUGGGAUAAAUCGAGCCCGGCAAAACCUCAUUUUUACCAUCCUAAAGCUGGGUCUAGUCGUCUUUAUCGUACUUGCGCUGUCCGGCUCCCUUUAUUGGGCCAUCUCCAUCUCCACCUCCUCUCCAAGCAGCAUCUACCAUGGCUUCCGGCGUCUCCAGGAACAGGUUGUCUCUGAUCUCACGGAGAUCGGGGAGCUGUCACUUGGAAUUUCACGGUUGAAGGAGUUGGAAUUCUGCCCGCCUGAGUAUGAGAAUUAUGCACCUUGUUAUAACAAUGUCUCGGAGAACUUUGAUUUGGCAGAUCCCUCGGUGCCGAUUGAGUAUGAGCGAAAAUGUGUACCUGACACCGAGAUGCAUUGUUUAAUUCUUCCUCCAAGGAACUAUAGAAUACCAUUGAGGUGGCCAAGCGGGAGGGACUUCAUCUGGAAGGAGAAUGUCAAGAUCACUGGGCAAGAGUUCUCCUCUGGGAGCUUAACCAAAAGAAUGAUGGUAGAGGAAGAGCAGAUCUCUUUCCGGUCUGGUUCCCUCAUGGUUGACGGUGUAGAAGAUUAUACACAUCAAAUAGCAGAGAUGAUUGGGUUGCGGAAUGAAUCUAAUUUCAUUGAGGCUGGGGUAAGAACUGUCCUGGACAUAGGGUGCGGUUUUGGCAGCUUUGGAGCACAUCUCUUCUCAAAGCAGCUCUUGACCAUGUGCAUUGCAACUUAUGAGGUAUCGGGUAGUCAAGUUCAACUCACCCUUGAGAGAGGCAUUCCUGCCAUGAUUGGUUCAUUUUCAUCAAGACAGUUGCCAUAUCCAUACCUUUCUUUUGAUAUGUUACACUGUGCAAGAUGUGGAAUUGAGUGGGAGAAAAACGAUGGCAUUUUCUUAGUCGAAGUUGACAGACUUUUGAGACCUGGGGGUUAUUUUGUCUGGACUUCACAAAUAAAUACUCAUAGAUCUCUGCGUGAUAAAGAAAAUCAAAAGAAGUGGUCAAUAAUUCACGAAUUUGCUGAAAGCCUUUGCUGGGAUAUGUUGUCACAGCAAGAUGAAACAAUUGUCUGGAAGAAGACCAGCAGAAGGAAAUGUUACAGUUCUAGGAAGGCUGGACCUGCAGUUUGUGGUAAAAGCCUUGAUGUUGAAUCUCCAUAUUACCAACCACUGAAUCCCUGCAUAGCAGGGAUGAGAAGUCCACGGUGGAUUCCCAUCGAGCAUCGUACACCCUGGCCUUCUCGAGCUAGACUGAAUUCAACUGAACUUGAUAUAUAUGGUGUACACCCUGAGGACUUUGCUGAGGAUGCUGCAAGUUGGAGUUCAGCGAUUCAAAGUUAUUGGUCACUUCUUUCGCCUCUUAUAUUCUCAGAUCAUCCUAAGAGACCCGGUGAUGAGGACCCCUCUCCACCCUUUAACAUGCUCAGAAAUGUCCUUGACAUGAAUGCUCAUUUUGGUGGCUUUAAUGCUGCUUUGUUGGAUGCUGGGAAAUCUGUGUGGGUGAUGAAUGUUGUGCCAGCAAAUGGCCCCAACUAUCUCCCUUUGAUUUUUGACAGGGGGUUUAUUGGUGUUCAGCAUGAUUGGUGUGAAGCAUUUCCAGCAUAUCCAAGAACUUAUGAUAUGGUGCAUGCUGAAGGUUUGCUAUCUCUCGAGACUCAUCAAAAGCAUAGGUGUUCAAUUCUCGACAUAUUCUUAGAGAUCGAUCGCAUUCUGCGACCUGAGGGUUGGAUAAUGAUUCGCGAUACGGCACAUCUUGUUGAAACUGCAAGAACUGUGAUAACACAGCUGCGAUGGGAUGCCCGCUUGAUGGAGCUCGACAGUAGCAGCGACGAGAAGCUCCUCGUUUGUCAGAAGCCAUUCUUUAGGAAACAGCAGUAACUCAUACGAUCACAACGUUUUAAACUGAUUUAUUAUUUGUAGAUGGUGGUUUCCAUAAGAUCCUAUCAUGGAAAGGUAAAAGAUCAAAGCAAAGAUUCUUCAACCAAUGUUAUGUCGUACUCCUGUGGAACCGCAAGGUUGCGUGGGCAAUGUAAUUACCCAAUAAAUCUACAUCAGAUCAGAUAGCAUGUGGUAGCCCAAGAUGGCAGUGUUCUUUAUAAAGCUAUGAAGAGAAGACUAAAAAGUUCUUUUGCCAGAGAGCAUAUAUAUGUUUCAAAGCAGAGCAUGACUGAGAUAUUAUUCUUUUUUCUCUCAUAAGAUUUUUGUUUGAAGCAUCACCUCGUCUUCUAUUUGUACAUCACAUAUAACUCCAUGGUUACUGCUUGGUAUUGAGAGGACAGAAGAAAAGAAAAGAACACAAUGCAUUCUUUCAU
Molecule: messenger RNA, 2857 nt
Organism: Musa acuminata subsp. malaccensis (wild Malaysian banana)
Lineage: Eukaryota; Viridiplantae; Streptophyta; Magnoliopsida; Zingiberales; Musaceae
Product: probable pectin methyltransferase QUA2
Cellular component (GO): cytoplasm
Molecular function (GO): methyltransferase activity
Source: RefSeq, a predicted model, not a curated record